AUGUCGGCCAAAGACUCUCUGAGGCGCAAUAAAACCUACAUUCAGAUGGUUUUAUGUGGAGACCACAGACUCAUCCUCAACAAAGUCCAGGAGAGGAACCUGAUCACGCCGCGGGAGUACAACAACCUGAAGAUCAUCCGUGGAGAAGAUGUGGAGGGUCACGUGGUUGAGCUCGUGGAUAAAAUUAUGAACAAAGGAGAAGACACCUGCAAAGCCUUCCUGGGCCUCCUGGAAACGGAUGAGGAGAUCAGAACCACCUUCCCUGAGCUGCAGACCAUCAGGCUGAGAGACACCUGCCUACCUUCACCUGUCCAGGCCUCCUCUAAUGAUUGUGAUAUGGUGCCAGAGUCCAAGAGGCAGAAGAAGGACGAGCUCUAUGUGUUGAAAAGCCGGCCCGUUGGGCUCUGUGUGAUCAUAAACAACGAGAACUUUGUCGCCAGCACGCUGAGAAGGGGAACAAACAAAGAUGCUCAGAGCCUGGCAGAGGUGUUCAGCUGGCUGGGCUUCAGGGUGCUCAUGUGCAGAGACCAGACUCAGGACCAGAUGGUUCAGACCCUGGUGUUCUUCGCCUCUCUCAGGGAUGGCGUUCAGCUGCCAGAGCUGGGUGUUGAGGAGUGGUCCGGCAGUGGUUUCACCGCUCCCCAGCAGGUCCUCGGGCAUGGAGACGCCUUCCUCUGCUGCAUUCUGAGUCAUGGAGAAAAGGGGGCUGUUCUGGGCACCGACUCAAAGCCUCUCGCCAUUAAAGAAAUUACAAGAACUUUCAGGGCCACUGAGCAGUCGGCCCUCGUUGGAAAGCCCAAAGUGUUCCUGAUCCAGGCCUGCCAGGGAGGUCAAACCCAGCGAGGUGUGGUGAUGAAAGACGUGGAGGUGGACGGUGACUUUUUGUCCGUCCCGGAGGAAGCAGACGUUCUCGUUGCUGUGGCCACUGUUGAAGAUCAAGCUGCAUUUAGACACCCGACAGACGGGAGCUGGUUUGUCCAGUCUGUGUGUCAGCAGCUAAAGGAGCGCUGCCCGAGGGGUGAGGACUUCACCUCCAUCUUCCACCAUGUGAACAGGCAGGUGGGUCAGAAGGAGGGCUUCCUUCAACCCGGAUGGGUCAAACAGAUACCUGAAGUGAGAUUCACACUGACCAGGAGGCUCCUGCUGUCGCCACAUCACACCUGA
This is a messenger RNA of Nematolebias whitei (Rio pearlfish), 1164 nucleotides long. Its product is annotated as caspase-8-like. The transcript is spliced from 5 exons. The coding region runs from base 1 to 1164 and encodes 387 amino acids. Gene Ontology annotation, molecular function: cysteine-type endopeptidase activity. Lineage: Eukaryota; Metazoa; Chordata; Actinopteri; Cyprinodontiformes; Rivulidae. The record is from RefSeq and is a predicted model, not a curated record. Gene Ontology annotation, biological process: negative regulation of extrinsic apoptotic signaling pathway via death domain receptors; proteolysis.